CUUUUUGUCUGAAAACCAAAACAGAAACAUUCAGUCACAACUAAAAUGGUACAUUAUCAGCAAAAGGGUUUUACCACCGCAAUCAAGCCAAUGCCUUCUUCUGGUGAAAGGCUCAAUUCCUUGCCAUCAUCCAUCGCAAAGAAUGAACAUCAACCUUUAGUUUUCGAUCCAUCGAUCCUUGGAUCAGAAUCCAACAUACCCUCUCAGUUCAUAUGGCCUGACCAUGAGAAACCAUGCCUGGAUGCCCCGGAACUCGCCAUUCCAACGAUUGACAUGAGAGUUAUCUUGCCUGGUGACACUCUUGCUGUCUCAAAGGUUGCAGAGCUUGUCAAUGAAGCAUGCAAGAAGCAUGGAUUUUUUCUGGUCGUAAACCACGGGGUUGAUGCCAGGCUUAUAGAUAAAGCUCACCAGUACAUGGACUUGUUCUUUGGCCUGCAACUCUGUGAGAAGCAACAGGCACAGAGAAAACCAGGAGAAAGCUAUGGGUAUGCGAGUAGCUUCGUUGGCAGGUUCUCCUCCAAGUUGCCAUGGAAAGAAACACUGUCUUUUCGAUAUUGCCCUGACACUCAGAAUAUCGUGGAACAGUAUUUGGUGAGUGUGAUGGGCGAAGAUUUUAGACAUUUCGGGAGGCUUUACCAGGAAUAUUGUGAAGCCAUGAGCAAGCUUUCCCUAGGGAUUAUGGAGCUGCUAGGGUUAAGUCUAGGACUUGACCAAGCUUACUUGAGAGAUUUCUUCCAAGAAGAUGAUUCAAUCUUGAGAUUGAAUCACUAUCCGCCAUGCCAAAAACCAGAGCUGACUCUAGGAACUGGUCCUCACUCCGACCCUACUUCCUUGACAAUCCUUCAUCAGGAUCAGGUGGGUGGCCUUCAGGUGUUGGCUGAUGAAAAGUGGCACUCAGUUUCUCCAAUCCCAGGAGCUUUGGUUGUCAACAUCGGUGACACUUUCAUGGCUCUAUCAAAUGGCAUUUACAAGAGCUGCUUGCAUAGAGCAGUGGUGAAUAGCCAUACAGUGAGAAGAUCUGUUGCUUUCUUCCUGUGUCCCAGGAUGGACAAAGCAGUAACACCACCUGCUGCUUUAGUGAAUCCUGAAAAUCCAAGGAUAUAUCCGAGCUUUACAUGGGCAACUUUGCUCGAAUUUACCCAGAAAAUUUACCGUGCUGACAUGAAAACCCUUGAUUCAUUCUCCAUUUGGCUUCAAGAACAGGAAUCAAACAAAGACAUACCUUGAACUUUUCAUGGUGGGGAAGAAAGAAGCAAUGAGUUUGGUCGAUAAAAGUGAAAUAAAGAGCAAGGAUUUAAAAUGCAAUCACAGCCGAAUUUUAGGUCACAUCUUGUUUAUCGUUGUUACAAACAUAAUGGAUAAAGUAGUAGUAAUAGUAU
This is a messenger RNA of Durio zibethinus, 1379 nucleotides long. The record is from RefSeq and is a predicted model, not a curated record. NCBI's taxonomy places the organism in Eukaryota, Viridiplantae, Streptophyta, Magnoliopsida, Malvales, Malvaceae.